Molecule: messenger RNA, 4124 nt
Organism: Silurus meridionalis
Lineage: Eukaryota; Metazoa; Chordata; Actinopteri; Siluriformes; Siluridae
Gene: nkain2
Product: sodium/potassium transporting ATPase interacting 2
Exons: 7
Coding region: 863-1489 (208 amino acids)
Biological process (GO): regulation of sodium ion transport
Source: RefSeq, a predicted model, not a curated record
AUAGAGCGAUAAAGAGAGAGAGAGAGAGAGAGAGAGAGAGAGAGAGAGAGAGACUCCCAUCGCGCACCCUGGUUCUUCAAUCUGGAGCGUCAGAUGGCUGCGCCGCAUCUUUCCAUCCCCAGCUUUUUCUAACCGGCUCGAGCGCGCGACUUUUCAUCUUUUCAUUUUUUCUUCCUAUAUUUAUCCUUCUUUUUUUUUCUUUCUUUUUUAUUGUCACCCUUAAAUACACUCAGCCUAUUUCCCGAGAGGAUGCACAGGGUGUCAGACGCACGCGCGCGCUCCUGAACGCUUUGCAGCAUCAUUUCGUCGCGCGCGGAUGAACGAAUUUCACUGACAAGUUGCACACAAUCCGUUCUUAUUAAAGCUUCUUCAAAGAGAGAAGAAGAAGGAGAUAAAUGCGUGCAUGGCGUGCUGCUGCUUUUGGGAGGAGCGAUGAGAGAUGAGUCUCGGUGACCCCCCCACCGGAGAGCUUUUGUCUCGUGGAGGACGAGGAGGAGGAGAAGAAGGAGAAGGAGGAGCAGGCGAAACGGCGCGAGCGUUAUACGGUUCCUCUGCGCUGCGCAGAGCAACUCGAGAACAAGUGAAGCAUCCUGGGCAGGAGGAGGAACACCUCCGGGAUUGUCGGUGACCAAACACGACUUUGUGAAGAAGGUGUGAGUGAGAGCGCGAGCUGUUGGAGCAUUUUAUUGCUGGGAGAUUAAAACUGAUUUUGAUGAGGAGGAGGAUGAGGAGGAGUGAAGAUUAAGGCAUGCCAUCAGGAGGCGUGAGAGAGUAACAUUUUGCACGGUGUCUCAGAAGGAUUUUGGCUUGGAGUUUUGAGUGGCGCACGUGCAAACGGGGCAACCCGGAGUUCUGGAGCAUCAUGGGCUGCUGCAGUGGACGCUGUACAUUGGCCUUCAUCUGCGGCAUGCAGCUGAUUAGCAUUUUGGAACGACAAAUAUUCGACUUUCUUGGUUACCAAUGGGCACCGAUCCUCAUAAACUUUAUCCACAUCAUCACAGUGAUUCUGGGCCUGUUUGGGACAGUGCAGUUCAGGCCGCGAUACGUCACUGGGUAUGCAGUCUGGCUGGUGCUCUGGGUCACCUGGAACGUCUUCGUGAUCUGCUUUUACCUGGAAGUGGGUGACCUUUCCAAGGACAAAGACCUGGUUAUGACCUUUAACAUUUCCAUGCACCGCUCAUGGUGGAUGGAGAACGGGCCUGGAUGCAGGGUUACCCCUGUGACCCCUCCGCCCUCCUGGGCUCCUGAAGAUCAUCGCUACAUCAGCAUAGCUGGCUGUGUCCUGGAGUACCAGUAUGUGGAAGUGGCCCACAGUUCUCUGCAGAUCAUCCUCGCGCUCGCUGGGUUCAUCUACGCCUGUUAUGUGGUGAAACUCAUUUCAGAGGAGGAAGACAGCUUUGACUUUAUAGGUGGCUUCGACUCGUACGGGUACCAAGGACCACAGAAGACAUCUAAUUUGCAACUACAACCAAUGUACAUGUCAAAGUAACAAGGACAAACUGCCUUAGGAACCAAUAAAACUGAUGACCUUCUGUCUCAACCUUUCGUCUUUUUGUACGUAAAUGUCUUAAUAUGAUAGUGUCUUAAGAACCCUUGGAGGAACGCAAGAUGUGGCACUUUAACUGGUCGACAACUGGAGAAAACUAGAACCAAUGCAUUGGAUCUUCUGCCUUUUUCAGUCUGGUGCUUCAUGUCUAGCUGAUUUACGGAGGAGCCAGAGCGCCAUCCUGUGGCCAAGACACUUCCUUCUUCCUUUCGACGGCAGAACAGCAGCACGAUGCCGUUAUAAUAAAAAUUAAGCAGGCCGCAUUUUGGACGUCAAUGCUAAGGAUGGAACAUAAAGACAAAAAAAAAGACUUAAUGUUGUUCUGCGUUCUGAUAGACUCCGUUAGAAAAACUCAAUAAUGAAUGUUCGAUGAAAACGGUCAGAAAUGGCUUUAGUUCCCUGAUGUUGUGCUGAAUGGUUAGUAGAAAUAAAAAUUAAGGAGAAUUAUACAAUGCGUGUUUACAUACGGUAAAUCCAGUCAUCGGAUUACCGCUACUAGGUCGUCCUAAUGUCUGAUAACUGUACUCUUGAACUUUUUUUUAAUCUGUAUUAUGGAUGUUUUCCUCUUGAAAGUGCCAAGAACAGUUCCAACAAACCCCCUCUCCUGAAACUGCCCAGAGAUUUUCAACAGCAGUCAAAAAGAAACAAUCCACCUAUCAGUCGCGUCGACUGGACGUCGUCCGCAGAUCGCCUGUGUUUGUUUUGCAUGAGGUGUCGUUCCGAAUCGCGUAUUGUAACCCGGUGAUGAUGGGAAUUAGCCGAGCCGAUUCCUAGCUGGCUCAAAGGGUUUUGUGAAUAUUGUGUUUUCUAAGCGCGGUGUUCAGUCUCGUAAAGAGGAAACGAUCAAAAACCUUCUUCCUAUUCCAAGAUUUUUUUUUUCUAAAGUGUGCCAGUGUUCAAUCUUUUUCUAGUAGAUUAAUAAUUUGGUGUUAAGGUGGGCCUUUCUGUUGAACUGUAUAUAGACACCUGGAGAAGGGAGGGAAAAAAAAAGAAAAAGAAAUUUUUAGUAGUGUGAUGUGAGAGGAGUGUGUGAUAGAGUUUGUGAUGUGGCCAAAUGUGCUUUUUAUUUGUGUGUAGUUGCCAUUGAAGGAACCCAUGAGGAGCCCUAAAAGCGUGUAUGUGCUUUCUUUCGCAGAAUUGUUCCUUUGACGUCACAGAGCCAACAGCUAUUAGUUUUAGUUCAUUAACAUGCUGCCGACAAGUCAUUCACAACACACACGUCUGGUUCCUUUACCUCCCAAGUGUACUGAAUGUUUUUCCAAAUGCUAUUAAUUACACUUUGAAGUAAAUACGAGAGACUUUUCUUAAACUGCACUUUCAUGCUUUAAUAAUAUUUCAAUGUCUUUUAUUAAGUCUGAAAUGACACAUGAAAGCAGUUAGCAUCAUUUAGAGAAGAGGAAAUUACUUACAAACGAAUCCACCUCCUCUAAAAAUAGGGCGUGUACUCACCCACCUUUGGAGUAACAGACGUUUGUGGAAAACUUUCCACCAAGUUGAAUUAAAUGUUUUUCGAAAAAAGAAAAAAAAAAGGCAAAUGACUCAAUCCUCCAAUUAAUAACACUUUAGCCAACUGCUGACAAGCCAAAACGAGCAUUUCUUUAUCCCUUCCCUCAUGAAUUGCAGCCGGAACGUCGAUGAUUAAUCAAGAUAUCUCCGCGGUGCCAUUUUUUCAGCCUUUAUUGGCUAAUGACUCCCUACAGUCAUCGCUCUUAGUGCACACAUACAGGAAGAAUAUGAAUAUAUUCAGAGACCGUAUUGUGAAAUUUACGCCCGUUAAGAGAGAUCACAAUGUGCCCUACAUCUGUCUUUGUGACUGCUUUAGAAAUGAAAUAUUGAAGCGACAAAGGGUUAGCGGCAUGCAAUUGAUUUGGGAAAAAAAAAAAAGGAAGCACAGGAUUCAUCAGAUUAUUACACUGGGUUUAUCGCAUCACACCUGCAGCAGCUUUUGUAUUUCAUUUCUACUCAAAAGACUUGUAAAUAAACAGUAUUCCUCCACACAUGGUGCUUGAUCAACCCUAAUAAGAUAGAAGCGAGCGAUCAUGCAUCAGGUGCUAUCUCUCACUCUGCCAGCUGCUGAGAGGUUUACAGGAUGGUCUACAAGUAACAUUUAAUGUCGUAGGUUCAUAUCAAAUCAAACAGGAGACUGGGGGAGCAUUUUAAAUUGGAUAAAAUAUAUAGAACACUAUUCCGACAAGCUUUAUACACCAAACAUCCUGUGUUUAAUGAGUCUCGAAUGGCCUUGUAAUAGUGUUUAGAAGGUACUUCCUGAACUAGUGGUUAAAUUUAAGUCUGUGGAUUUUGAUCCAGACAUUAUAGAGGUUUGUUUUAGGAAUCUAAACAUUUUAGACCUCAUCCCCCAUUCUACAGUCCAGAUUUUACACUCUUUAUUCAAGUUCCAGUGUUUUUUAACAUGGAACAAAGCAAAUACAUGGACUAUUUGGAGGUUCUAGGAGUCUGGAUUGAAUUUUUCUUUUCUUCAGAUUUAGGCUAGAAUGAUUGGGUUCAGUGCUGUGUUCAGUUUUUUUUAAUAGACCUUGUCUUUUUUUCUAUUUCUUUUCCUUUACAAGAAUGACUUGUA